Messenger RNA from Trematosphaeria pertusa, 2858 nucleotides. RefSeq lists its product as uncharacterized. Gene Ontology annotation, molecular function: guanyl-nucleotide exchange factor activity; ubiquitin binding; small GTPase binding. The record is from RefSeq and is a predicted model, not a curated record. Lineage: Eukaryota; Fungi; Ascomycota; Dothideomycetes; Pleosporales; Trematosphaeriaceae. Bases 426 to 2549 code for a protein of 707 amino acids. Gene Ontology annotation, biological process: vesicle-mediated transport. Gene Ontology annotation, cellular component: endocytic vesicle; cytosol. The transcript is spliced from 2 exons.
CAGCACCGAACGGCGCCGAACACACUGCACCCUCAGGCUCAUCGCAUUUUUCACCGAGGACUCCUAUGAGGGUUCAUGGAAGCUUGCCACCCUGAACCGACCCUUUCCUUAGCGCCGCAGCCGGAUGACGGCCUAUGUCUCCCCCGAGCCAAACUCCGCAACUCGAUGCAGCCCCGGACAACCCCCAGGAGCAGAAGCUGGAUGGACUCGAGAACAAAGUAGCUGAAGCAGCGUUAUCCCCGACCGAAUCGGCGCCAGAGGUCGCACCUCCACCGGACAGCACAGAGAAACACGAGGGGGAUCACAAGCCGGCGGGGCAGGCAGGCAGACCUCAGGAUGAGAGGCUAAAACCGGAAUCGACUGAAGAAAAGGCACGGAAUGAGAUAGACACCGUCGAAGAGAUGACAGAGGAGCCAGCACGGACAAUGCUAUCCUCGACGCCGCCGCCCGACUCGACCUCUACAGCUGCUGGAAAAGCACCCGUCCGCUCUCCCUCGCCGCCUCCCCCACCGCCGAAAGACGACAAGUAUCUGUCCUCCAGCAACGUCCCCAGCCGCACCACGUCGCCCGUAUCACAAACCAAGUCAAGUGGGAGGAACUCGGAAGAUGCAGAGGCAGCCGAAUAUGCCUCAAAGUACGAAGGCGGGGAGGACAUUGCAGACGACUCGCGGUCGGAGAUACAGAGCAUAAUGGAGCAGUUCGAACACGGCCACGGCGGCCCCGGCGCGGACGAGAUCAUGUCUCCCCGUCUGGAGAUGGCUGCUCCUCUGCUAGAGUCCCCCAUAACGCAUCCCCCUCGCCGGUCAAGCCUGGUGCCCCUCGACAAGCCUCUGCCUACACCAACCGAGGGCGCGGCGCCCGAGCAACCCUUGCAAUCACCGCCGCCACCGCGGACAUCCUCCCUCUACAGAGUUGGGACUAAUACGUCGCUCAACGAAGCCAUGUCACCCACCGGGCAUGCUCCACACUACAAACCAGCUCUCCCCGCGCCGGACCCCGAGCCCGACCUCCCAUUUGAUUUUCAUCGCUUCCUUGAGCAACUUCGUCAUCGGACUGCCGAUCCCGUUGCCAAAUUCUUGCGAUCGUUCCUCCUCGAGUUCGGAAAGAAGCAGUGGAUGGUGCAUGAGCAGGUUAAGAUAAUAGGAGACUUUCUGGAGUUCAUCAGCAAGAAAAUGGCGCAAUGUGAGGUGUGGCGGACCGUGUCGGACGCCGAGUUUGAUAACGCGAGAGAAGGCAUGGAGAAGCUAGUCAUGAACAGGCUGUAUACACAGACCUUUUCGCCAGCGAUUCCCCCACCAGAUCCCGCGCAGCAUACGAAGGGGAGGCGGAGACAGGAAACGCUGGGGCCUGGUCGAAGAGGCCAGCAUCAGGAGGAUGUGGAACGAGACGAGGUCCUUGCGCAGAAGGUCCGAAUAUAUAAAUGGGUCAAGGAAGAACAUCUGGACAUCAAAACGGUCGGAGACAAGGGCAGGAAGUUUCUGCAUCUGGCUCAGCAGGAACUGCUCAAGAUUAAGAGCUACCGGGCGCCCAGGGACAAGGUCAUUUGCAUCCUAAACUGCUGCAAAGUCAUAUUUGGCUUCCUGCGGACAUCGCAGUCGGACCAGUCCGCCGACGCCUUCGUUCCACUCUUGAUCUACACCGUACUCCAAGCAAACCCUGAUCACCUCGUCUCCAACGUCCAGUACAUUCUGCGCUUCCGCAACCAGGAUAAGCUUGGCGGUGAAACCGGCUAUUACAUCUCAUCCCUCAUGGGCGCCAUCCAGUUCAUCGAAGGGCUCGACAGGACCUCGCUCACCGUGACCGACGAAGAGUUCGAGAAGAACGUUGAGGCGGCCGUGUCUGCCAUCGCUGAACGCCACGAGCCGGAGCCCACACCGCAGCUGCGCCUUCAAACCAAUCCCCCAACCACACCCGGGCAUCGCCGCAUGCCAUCGCCACACCUGCAUCUCUCAGAGAAGUCAUCCCUUGCCCGGCCCGAAGUCACGCCCCGCAACUCGCUAGAGGCCGAACGAGCAGGCCCGCGGCGCUCAACCAGCCUACGCAACGGCAAGAGCGAGGCAGAGCAGCCAGAGGAAGAAAACGCCGCCGUGGUAGGCCUACUGCGCACGAUACAGCGCCCCCUCAGCACCAUCGGCCGCAUCUUCUCCGAUAACGACACAAACACCUCUUCGUCCGCUCAUCCCGUUGCCACACCCCAGCCUGGCAACACCCCACGCUUAACACCGCAACCGCCGCCGCCACUAGGCCGUAGAUCCUCCGACUACCCCGGCAACGCACCGCCAGAGCAGCUCAACGAAAAGCAGCGGCGCACCGCAGAAGAAGAGCGGUACCGGCAGCGUCUCUCCGCCGAGGACGCCGCCGCCCGCCAGGCCUCCGCCGAGGCAGAAGAAGCGCGCCGCAUACAGCGCCAGGAACACGCCGUAGUCGUCGAGACGCUCGCGGGCAUGUUUCCGCAGCUCGAUCGCGAUGUCAUUGACGAUGUCGUGCGGUUGAAGGAGGGCCGGGUCGGGCUGGCGGUCGAUGCGUGUUUGGCGCUGGCGAAUCCUUAGUUAAGUAGGAGCACCCGCGUUGGUGGUUUUAAUGGAAGGGAGGGAGGGUUCUGUUCUUUUACAGUAUGUUGGGCCGCUCCUGCUGUUCGAAUGAAGCAUAUUUGGGGCGUAGUGUGCGUGCGUUUUCUGAAUGCGCACUUGGAGCGUGGCUUGUGUCUGUGUGUAUCCAUGAUUUGCAUUGCGUUCUGGUGCUCCGGCGGCGGCUGGCUGGCUAGCCGGCUGGUUGGCGGGUGGUUAUGUACAGACUAAUAUCUAUGUCAAGGACGCCAGGAGGAGCGUCGUAGGCGACGAUGAAGGUUAUUUCCAAAC